Messenger RNA from Closterium sp. Naga37s-1, 2982 nucleotides. NCBI's taxonomy places the organism in Eukaryota, Viridiplantae, Streptophyta, Zygnematophyceae, Desmidiales, Closteriaceae. The record is from the annotation of a GenBank genome assembly.
AUGCGCAGAGAGACAGACACAUCAUUCGGAUUCUCCCCAAAUCGGUGCAAAUGCCAAUUCACAAUAGGCGUGCCGCAAUCUCCCCUUCGCGAGUUUCCCGCCGCAUUCGCCCCCACACGUUCUACCCGCCGCACGUUUCCUACCACGUUCGACCUACUUCAUCCCCUCUCCCUCCACAUACGCCCCACUGCUCAUAGCAGUUAUUCUCCAUUCCCCACUGCUACCCCUAUCAUACUCUCCCUUCCCCCUGCUACCCCAUGUCAUUCUCCCUCCCCACUGCUACCCCUAUCAUUCUCCCUUCCCCCUGCUACCCCUAUCAUUCUCCCUUCGCCCUGCUACCCCUAUCACUCUCCCUUCCCCCUGCUACCCCAUGUCAUUCUCCCUCCCCACUGCUACCCCUAUCAUUCUCCCUUCCCCCUGCUACCCCUAUCAUUCUCCCUUCGCCCUGCUACCCCUAUCACUCUCCCUUCCCCCUGCUACCCCAUGUCAUUCUCCCUCCCCACUGCUACCCCUAUCAUUCUCCCUUCCCCCUGCUACCCCUAUCAUUCUCCCUUCGCCCUGCUACCCCUAUCACUCUCCCUUCCCCCUGCUACCCCAUGUCAUUCUCCCUCCCCACUGCUACCCCUAUCAUUCUCCCUUCCCCCUGCUACCCCUAUCAUUCUCCCUUCCCCCUGCUACCCCAUGUCAUUCUCCCUCCCCACUGCUACCCCUAUCAUUCUCCCUUCCCCCUGCUACCCCUAUCAUUCUCCCUUCGCCCUGCUACCCCUAUCACUCUCCCUUCCCCCUGCUACCCCAUGUCAUUCUCCCUCCCCACUGCUACCCCUAUCAUUCUCCCUUCCCCCUGCUACCCCUAUCAUUCUCCCUUCACCCUGCUACCCCUAUCACUCUCCCUUCCCCCUGCUACCCCAUGUCAUUCUCCCUCCCCACUGCUACCCCUAUCAUUCUCCCUUCCCCCUGCUACCCCUAUCAUUCUCCCUUCGCCCUGCUACCCCUAUCACUCUCCCUUCCCCCUGCUACCCCAUGUCAUUCUCCCUCCCCACUGCUACCCCUAUCAUUCUCCCUUCCCCCUGCUACCCCUAUCAUUCUCCCUUCGCCCUGCUACCCCUAUCACUCUCCCUUCCCCCUGCUACCCCAUGUCAUUCUCCCUCCCCACUGCUACCCCUAUCAUUCUCCCUUCCCCCUGCUACCCCUAUCAUUCUCCCUUCACCCUGCUACCCCAUGUCAUUCUCCCUCCCCACUGCUACCCCUAUCAUUCUCCCUUCCCCCUGCUACCCCUAUCAUACUCUCCAUUCCCCCUGCUACCCCAUGUCAUUCUCCCUCCCCACUGCUACCCCUAUCAUUCUCCCUUCCCCCUGCUACCCCUAUCAUUCUCCCUUCCCCCUGCUACCCCAUGUCAUUCUCCCUCCCCACUGCUACCCCUAUCAUUCUCCCUUACCCCUGCUACCCCUAUCAUUCUCCCUUCCCCCUGCUACCCCAUGUCAUUCUCCCUCCCCACUGCUACCCCUAUCAUUCUCCCUUCCCCCUGCUACCCCUAUCAUUCUCCCUUCGCCCUGCUACCCCUAUCACUCUCCCUUCCCCCUGCUACCCCAUGUCAUUCUCCCUCCCCACUGCUACCCCUAUCAUUCUCCCUUCCCCCUGCUACCCCUAUCAUUCUCCCUUCCCCCUGCUACCCCAUGUCAUUCUCCCUCCCCACUGCUACCCCUAUCAUUCUCCCUUCCCCCUGCUACCCCUAUCAUUCUCCCUUCCCCCUGCUACCCCAUGUCAUUCUCCCUCCCCACUGCUACCCCUAUCAUUCUCCCUUCCCCCUGCUACCCCUAUCAUUCUCCCUUCCCCCUGCUACCCCUAUCAUUCUCCCUUCGCCCUGCUACCCCUAUCACUCUCCCUUCCCCCUGCUACCCCUAUCAUUCUCCCUUCCCCCUGCUACCCCUAUCAUUCUCCCUUCCCCCUGCUACCCCUAUCAUUCUCCCUUCCCCCUGCUACCCCUAUCAUUCUCCCUUCCCCCUGCUACCCCUAUCAUUCUCCCUUCCCCCUGCUACCCCAUGUCAUUUGUUGGUGCAACCCUACGGCACAUUCAAGCCUAUUGUGACUAAAACAUCAUUCUCCCUCCCCACUGCUACCCCUAUCAUUCUCCCUUCCCCCUGCUACCCCUAUCAUUCUCCCUUCGCCCUGCUACCCCUAUCACUCUCCCUUCCCCCUGCUACCCCAUGUCAUUCUCCCUCCCCACUGCUACCCCUAUCAUUCUCCCUUCCCCCUGCUACCCCUAUCAUUCUCCCUUCCCCCUGCUCCCCCAUGUCAUUCUGCCUCCCCACUGCUACCCCUAUCAUUCUCCCUACCCCCUGCUACCCCUAUCAUUCUCCCUUCCCCCUGCUACCCCAUGUCAUUCUCCCUCCCCACUGCUACCCCUAUCAUUCUCCCUUCCCCACUGCUACCCCUAUCAUUCUCCCUUCCCCCUGCUACCCCUAUCAUUCUCCCUUCGCCCUGCUACCCCUAUCACUCUCCCUUCCCCCUGCUACCCCUAUCAUUCUCCCUUCCCCCUGCUACCCCUAUCAUUCUCCCUUCCCCCUGCUACCCCUAUCAUUCUCCCUUCCCCCUGCUACCCCUAUCAUCCUCCCUUCCCCCUUGCCACCCCUAUCAUUCUCCCUUCCCCCUUGCUACCCCUAUCAUUCUCCCUUCUCCCUUGUUACCCAUGUCAUUCUCCCUUCCCCCUUGCUACCCCUAUCACUCUCCCUUCCCCCUGCUACCCCUAUCAUUCUCCCUUCUCCCUUGUUACCCAUGUCAUUCUCCCUUCCCCCGGCUACUCGACUCGUCACCUUGACCAUGCCUACUUCCCCCUUGCUUCCCCUGUCAUCCACCCUUCUACCUGCUACUCUUAUCAUUCUCCAUUCCCCCCGCUACCCCUGUCAUUCUCCCUUCCCCCUUGUUACCCCUAUCAUUCUCCCUUCUCCCUUGUUACCCAUGUCAUCCUCCCUUCCCCCUUGCUAA